Molecule: messenger RNA, 1749 nt
Organism: Episyrphus balteatus (marmalade hoverfly)
Lineage: Eukaryota; Metazoa; Arthropoda; Insecta; Diptera; Syrphidae
Product: putative GTP-binding protein 6
Exons: 2
Coding region: 1-1563 (520 amino acids)
Cellular component (GO): cytoplasm
Molecular function (GO): GTP binding; ribosome binding
Source: RefSeq, a predicted model, not a curated record
AUGUUAAGACGACAAUUUGUUAAUUUGUGUACAAAUGCGCUAAGACAGAGAUGGUCUCCAGCUUUGUUGACCGAAAUCUGUCCUAUACGCUUUAAGUACACUCAAUUUAAAGGAGUCAAAGGCAUACGCAAUAGAAAAAAUAUGUUUGAAUCAAAUAAAAUGCAAAAUAAUGACGACGAAGAUGAAGAAAAUACUUCAUUUAACCAUGGAAUAAACUUGGAAGAUAGAGAUUAUGAAGAAGUAGCCAACACUGCUAUGAAUCUGUCUCAUAAUCAAAAUAUUGAACAACACAUCUUUGUCCUUCAGCCCUACAUUAAAUGGGGUGCUAAAAAAUCGACUUCCAAUCCCGAUUUACAGUUGAAAGAAGCCGAAGCAUUGGUUCAUUCGCUUCCAAAUUGGCAUGUGCAACUAAGUAUGAAAGUUCCACUUGAAUCGUUAGAGAAACGAAUCCUAUUUGGCACUGGAAAGCUAGAAGAACUGAAAAAAAUUGUAACCAAAGGUCGUUCGGGAACAAAACCAUUGACUGCCUUAUUCAUUAGCAAAGGAACACUUAGUUUCGCUCAAAAGCGUACACUGGAAUCCGAAUUUGGUAUUCCGGUCUUAGAUCGUUAUUCUGUUGUUAUUCAAAUCUUACGGUUACAUGCAACUACAGCUGAAGCUAGACUUCAGGUUGCAAUGGCAGAGAUUCCUUAUAUUUGGGGUCAAAUGAAGGAUGCUAAUUUGUCAAUGUCUCGAAAGCAGGGGUAUGCUUUAUCAGACAUUCAGAAAGAAAUGCUAAAAACUAGGGAAAAAAAACUUAAAGAUGAGUUGGAGAAAAUAAGAUCUCAUAGAAAACUCAUACGAAGCAAGAGAAAGCAAAAAAAUUUUCCUAUUGUCGCAGUAGUUGGCUAUACAAAUGCUGGAAAGACAUCUCUGAUAAAAGCUUUGACCAACGAACAAACAAUGCAACCUCGCGAUCAACUUUUUGCCACUCUAGAUGUAACAGCGCAUGCUGGAAUGUUGCCUUGUAAUCUGGAAGUAAUCUAUAUGGAUACUGUAGGAUUUAUGUCGGAUCUUCCAACGGGAUUGAUUGAAUGUUUUAUUGCUACUUUAGAAGAUGCUAUGAUGGCGGAUGUAAUUAUACAUGUUCAAGAUUUGUCUCAUGAAAGUUGGAUGGAGCAGAGAAUUCAUGUUGAAAAAACUCUUGAAUCAUUAGCAGGAAAUCUUUCACACAUUGAAAAUCUUACAAUGCCACCGAUCAUUAAUGUUGGCAAUAAAACUGAUCUUAUUUCCAAUUUACCAACAGAAAAUCUUGAUGAAAGUUUAAAAAUGGUUUCGUCGAAAACUUUUACUGGCAUUCACGAGUUGGUGGAUGAUGUGGAGAAAAAAGUUUUAGAAACAACAGGAAGGAAAAAGAUUACAAUGAGAGUAAAAAAUGGAGGUCCUGAAACACCAUGGUUAUAUAAGAAUGCAGCGGUUGUAAAUGCUAGAGCUGAUCCUAAAAAUGAAGAAAGUAUAUUGAUUGAUGUUAUCAUUACGGAUAGCAAAAUGCAACAAUUUAAGCAUUAUUUUUGUAAGAAAUAAAAACAGUUGUAAAAUAGUUGUUAAGUUGCGUGCGAUAGAAAACAUUAAAUAUUUUUGAGGAAAAAAAAUUGUUUGUUCGCAUUGAAAGUUGGUGGUUUGAUUAGACCUCCAUAAGUGCGUGGAAAAUCCCAAAAGCUUUUUGGAAUUCUUUUGUUGGAAUGAAAUUACAAUUAGAAUUUAAUGCCA